This is a messenger RNA of Mobula hypostoma (lesser devil ray), 1515 nucleotides long. RefSeq names its product tetratricopeptide repeat domain 36 (gene ttc36). Lineage: Eukaryota; Metazoa; Chordata; Chondrichthyes; Myliobatiformes; Myliobatidae. The transcript is spliced from 3 exons. The record is from RefSeq and is a predicted model, not a curated record. Gene Ontology annotation, molecular function: protein binding. Gene Ontology annotation, biological process: cilium assembly. Bases 54 to 620 code for a protein of 188 amino acids.
CUGCAAUCCAAAGUCCAUUUCGCCAACACUCUCCUUCACGUUAACCACAAGACAUGAGCAGCCUUAAAGACCAGGCUGUGCUUCAGGUCAUCUUCAACCCCAACAACCCAUUUGGUGAUGAUCUCUGGCUAGAAGCAGAGGUCGAACUGACCGAUGACGAUAGCAGGUUUGAUUCGGUGCUGGUGGAACGGGCCAAGGACUUAGAACUCCGCGGAGUAUCUCUGGCGGAGUCUGGGAAUAUUGAUGCUGCGGUGGAUUUAUUUGAUCAGGCCAUCGCAAUCACUCCCGAGCGAGCAUCUGCUUACAACAAUCGCGCCCAGGCUCUCCGCCUAAAGGGAGAUACGACAGGGGCUCUGAGUGACUUGAACAAGGCAGUGGAGCUGAGUGGAGGCAGAGGGCGGACAGCCAGCCAGGCUUUGGUCCAGCGUGGACUUCUCCACAGACUCAACCAGCGGGACGCAGAGGCUCUGCAAGACUUCCGACAGGCGGCCGGGAUGGGUAAUAAGUUCGCUAGGAAGCAAGUGACCCUCAUGAACCCCUAUGCAGCUCUAUGCAACCGCAUGCUGGCUGAGAUGUUCAACCUCAGAAAUCCCAAGCCCUCUCCACCACCAUCUCUGUGAAGGGUCGUAUUCCAUUGGCAGCUGAGAUGAGUGAGAUUGAUGCUUCUCCCCACCUGUUAAUUUUCUUUGAAAUAAUUUACAUUUUUGGCCCUGAACUCAGAGCACUACAACACAAAACAGGCCAUUUGAUCUAUUUAGUCUAUGCCAAGCUAUUAAUCUGUCUAGUCCCAUUAACCCACAUUUGAACCAUAGCCCUCCAUAUCCCUCCCUUCCAUGCACUUAUCCAAACUUGCCUUAAAUGUUACAAUUGAACUCUCACCCACCUCUUCCACUGGCAGUUCGUUUCACACUUGUACUACCCUUUGAGUAAUAAAGUUCCACCUCAGGUUGACCCUUUUACCCUUAACCCAUGACCUAAUAUUCUAGUCUUAUCUGUUGUGAAGCAGCCUCCCCGUUUGCUCUUGGGUGGAUUCACAGUUGCCGUUCCUGGGCCUUGAGACUUGAUCUGAAUUGGCUCCAACUCUAGACUUGCCCCCUCCUGCCAUCGCCCUCUUUUAAACUGUUGGGUAAUGCCACUGUUUGAGAGGGAGCCGUGGUCACCACCAAGUCCUGUUUGGUUCCUUGCCCAUCACACUUUACCAAAUCCUUUGAGGACUCUACUGUUGGUUAUUAGAGCUUGUGUGAUGGAGGCUCGCAAUCUUGCUUGCCAAAUUAUGUAGCAGUUAGCCAAGCCAUCUAUUAGUUGUUAAUGGACUAUAAACAAGUCAUGCAUCCGCUACUACUACUAGUUACCCAAUUCUUUAGAAAGGGAGUCUCAUCCCUUAAACUGGUAACCCCAGGCUAUGAGUCUGCAGCUAUAUGACUGGUAAUCAAAUUUUGAAUAAGGGUCCAUCCCUCUACAUGCACUAUUCACCUAAGAAAGGGUUACCUUUAUUUGUAGUUUUAGUAUUUGACA